Gloeophyllum trabeum ATCC 11539 is the source of this 1413-nucleotide messenger RNA. RefSeq lists its product as uncharacterized. Gene Ontology annotation, molecular function: electron transfer activity; heme binding. The record is from RefSeq and is a predicted model, not a curated record. NCBI's taxonomy places the organism in Eukaryota, Fungi, Basidiomycota, Agaricomycetes, Gloeophyllales, Gloeophyllaceae. The coding region runs from base 151 to 1152 and encodes 333 amino acids. Gene Ontology annotation, biological process: mitochondrial electron transport, ubiquinol to cytochrome c. The transcript is spliced from 7 exons.
GUGCCGCUCCGGUUGUUGGCGACGAACGGCGAUAACGCAACCAGACGCGGAUGAUUGGCGGGCGAAUGCAGUUUCCGACCCGUCCCGCUGGCAGCGGUCACGCGUGACGCCUUAUAUUCUCUCCCUCUCAAAAUAUCCUGCACCUCCAAAAUGCUGUCGAGAGUGCCGGCGGGCGCCCUCUCUAGGGCUGGAAGGCUCGCCAGUCAGCGGACCAGCGCAGGUUUGUCCGGGGCGCGCGGUUCAACGGUACGGUUCGCCUCGUCUGCCUCCGCCUCUUCAUCGGCUUUCCAGUCGUUCUUGAACUCGCGGGCGACAUUGGCUGCGUCCACCCUCCUAACCGUCGGCUCGGUCGCCUGGUAUGCCCACCUCUAUGGCAGCCUCCCUUUCAUCGGUCAAGUGCACGCGAGCGCACUCGCCGACGAAGGUCUCCACCCUGCCGCUUACCCAUGGCCGCACAAAGGUUUAUUUGACACUUUUGACCAUGCCAGCAUCCGACGAGGUUACCAAGUCUACCGUGAGGUCUGCUCGUCUUGCCAUUCCCUCGACCGUAUCGCAUGGCGCAACUUGGUCGGCGUUUCGCACACUGUAGACGAGGUCAAGGCGAUGGCGGAAGAAGUCGAGUACGAGGACGGUCCGGAUGACCAGGGAGAGAUGUUCCAGAGGCCCGGAAAGCUCUCGGACUACAUGCCGGGACCAUACGCGAACGAGGAGGCUGCGCGUGCCGGGAAUGGAGGUGCCCUCCCCCCAGACCUCAGCUUGAUCAUCAAGGCUCGUCACGGUGGUGCCGACUACGUGUUCUCUCUCCUGACCGGUUACGUUGAUCCGCCAGCUGGCGUCGAGAUUCGUGAAGGGUUGAACUACAACCCCUACUUCCCCGGUACUGCCAUUGCUAUGGCUCGUGUUCUGUUCGACGGUCUGGUCGAGUACGAGGAUGGCACGCCCGCUACGACCUCUCAGAUGGCUAAGGACGUCGUGACGUUCCUGAACUGGGCGGCUGAGCCGGAGCACGACGAGAGGAAGAAGACCGGCUUAAAGGCCGUCAUCCUGUUCUCCGCUCUCUUCGCUCUCAGUGUGUAUGUAAAGCGCUUCAAGUGGACAGUUGUGAAGAACAGGAAAAUUGUUUACAACCCGCCCGCGGACAAGCAUCUCUAGACACGGAGGACGUUGAGGACAUUACGUUUGUAGAUAGGGCGAUUAAAUCGAGUAAUUUCUAUAAUUCUUGCUAUUGUAUGGUUAAGCCAGUGAAUAUGCAGGAACUUAAUCCACUGGAUGUUAUUGCCCUACACACGAAUAGAUGAGGCUGGAAUUACUGCGUCAAGCAACUGAGAGCAUGAGGAGAGUUUUAUCGUUCGCCGUGAUCUCGGUUCACGCAGCUGCCCAUGAAAGAUGCCUUGCCUGCAUCUUUAUCCUCAC